Ziziphus jujuba (common jujube) is the source of this 2135-nucleotide messenger RNA. Its product is annotated as eugenol synthase 1. The transcript has 5 exons. NCBI's taxonomy places the organism in Eukaryota, Viridiplantae, Streptophyta, Magnoliopsida, Rosales, Rhamnaceae. Gene Ontology annotation, molecular function: oxidoreductase activity. The coding region runs from base 731 to 1942 and encodes 403 amino acids. The record is from RefSeq and is a predicted model, not a curated record.
CACUUUUAUUACCCAAAAAAACGUGUAUUGCAAUUUUUUCCUUUCAAAAAAAAAAAACGUAGAUCAUAUUAUGAAAAUUCAUGGGAAAAAUCUGGCACCGACACUGAAGUAGGAUCCUCAUUCAUAAACCACUAAAAACAUUGUAUGAUCUCUCAGCUAAAAAUCAAAUAUAUAUAUAUGAUCAUAGUAUGAUCUCUCAGCUAAAUAAAAAACCUUGUAUGAUCAUCCCUUCUUAUGUUGUAUCCCAUAUGUAUUUCACAUCGCUACUGUCCUACAGGUAUUCACUCAAAAUUUAAAAAAAAAAAAAAAAAAAAAGGACUUUAGGCAUGUUAAUGUAGAUCCCAUCAUUAAUCACAAUUAAAAAAAUAAUAAAAAUUAUUUCAAAUAAAAAAAGUAAAAUAUAAUAAUAACUCAUCCACAACUAAUUUAACGGUCCAUUUGAUGGGUUUCCUCUUUUCAGAGUUGUUGUUUUUUUUUUUUAAAUAUAUUUUAAGUGGACUUUUUGAGAUUUAUACAUAAUUUUUUAGAUUUUAGACUUUUCAACCAUUAUCUCUAUCAGAGGUAUAAAUGAAACAAUGGAAUGAGAAUGACAUUUUUGAAACUAAAAAAUUUGAAUCAAACUUUAAAACAGACGGAUGAAAUUAAUCAUUCUUUCAUUUGUUAAUAAGAAUAUUAAAAGGCUAUAGGUUAGCCUACCUUUGCAACCUAGGAAUGGUAGAUUGUUUUUCAAAUGGAAAAAAAUGGGUUUCCAGUGGCAUUUAUUGAUUCAGAACCUAUUCAGAAGCUAUUUCGAUUUCCAGAAACUAAGCUUCAUAGACAGCCUUUCAUAAAAUAUAAAGGCCUCGAAGAAAGUCUAUAUAUAUAUAUAGAGAGAGAGAGAGAAAGAGAGAGAGAGAGAGAGCAAAUAAGAGGAGAUCAAUGCCCAGGGCAUAAAGACAGAGAAAGAGAGAGAGACAGAGAGAGACAGAGAGAGAGAGCAGAAAUGGAAAGUAGUGAAGGAAAAUGCAAGAUUUUGAUAUUUGGGGGAAGUGGAUACCUUGGGAAAUACAUGGUGAAGGCAAGCAUAUUUUUGGGUCAUCCAACAUAUGUUUACUCAAGGCCUCCCACCGCAAAGACCUCUCCUUCUAAGAUAGAUUUGCUUCAUGAGUUUCAAGCCAUGGGAGUCUCUAUUAUCCAUGGAGAAUUGGAGGAGCAUGAGAAGCUGGUGAGGUUGAUUAAACAAGUAGAUGUGGUAAUUUCAGUACUGGCAUACCCUCAGGUUUUUGAACAGCUGAAGAUCAUUGAUGCUAUCAAAGUUGCUGAUAAUGUAAAGAGAUUUCUUCCAUCAGAUUUUGGAUGUGAAGAGGAUAGGGUGAAUCCCUUGCCUCCUUUUCAACAAUUUCUUGAAAAAAAAAGAAAAAUAAGACGAGCAACAGAAGAAGCUGGCAUUCCUUACACUUUUGUUUCUGCAAAUUGUUUUGCUUCUUAUUUCGUGAAUUAUUUGCUUAACCCUCAUGAAAUUCGAGACAAUAUCAACGUUUAUGGAAGCGGCAAAGCUAAUGUGGUGUUAAAUUAUGAAGAAGACAUCGCUAUGUACACUAUCAAAGUAGCAAAUGAUCCAAGAACAAGCAACCGAAUUGUUACCUACAGGCCACCAAAAAAUAUCAUAUCACAGCUCGAAUUGAUUUCACUUUGGGAGAAGAAGAUUGGUCGGAAUUUUAACAGGGUUCAUAUUUCUGAACAAGAGAUUAUCAAGCUCUCUGAAACCCUUCCAUAUCCGCAGAACGUACAGAUUUCCAUCCUUCAUGCUAUAUUUGUGAAGGGUGACUUGAUGAAUUUUGAAGUAGGAGAGGACAUUCUUGAAGCUUCAAAGCUGUAUCCAGAUUUGAAGUACACUUCAAUUGAUCAGCUUCUUGAUAUAUUUCUAGUUAACCCUCCAAAACCUGUAGUUGCUGCAUUUUGAGCGAGCCCUUCUCUUUAAAUUGGUAGUGAAUCAGUGUUUGCAUGUUGUUUUGAUAAUAUCUACUAGUAUGCAUUAUUGGCUUCUUCUUCUUUUAUUAUUAUUAUAUGUUUUAGUAGUUUUAUUAUCAUUGUCUUCCCUAAUGACUAAUUGUAAGAUUGAUUUAAUAUUAAUAUAUGUGUUUGCUUUUGGUUAA